AUGGAAAACCCGUUUGACCAUCCGCAGGAUCAGUACCCGCCGCGUCAGAACCAAUCUGGUUCACCAUGGAAUGCCAAUAAUCCGAAUAAUACUGGUGCUCCUCCACCUCCGCCAAGACCACCGAGCAACCCCGCUCCCAAUAACCAGGGAGCGUAUUCGCAGGGCAGCUAUCCGCCUUAUAGUGCUGGAGGCGCUGGAUAUGGAUACAACUCGGAUAUGUCUACGUUUGCUAUGACAAUCCCUACGGAGGAUACUACGACCAAUCCGCAUACGAUAAUCCCAACAGCCUGUUCACAUCCACCGGCCAAGUUGUCUCCAAUCAGCCCGUCCAUCAAAAUCCAAGCGCAUUCCUUACACCUGGAGGUCAACACCCGAGCUUGUACAACGGACAUGUUCACCUUUCCUUCGUUGACGCCCGGCCAUGGAGGCGGUGGCGGACGAUACGAUAGCGCACCGACGCCGUUCAGCGGCGCAAGCAAAUUGGGUGUGCUAGGGAAUAACAAUGGGCGACCGUACUCGACCGUCAAUCCCGACCGAUACAACUCUCCUGCGCCUCCGGGCAAUCGACAUUCUCUACCACGGCGCCUGUAG
Serendipita indica DSM 11827 is the source of this 591-nucleotide messenger RNA. NCBI's taxonomy places the organism in Eukaryota, Fungi, Basidiomycota, Agaricomycetes, Sebacinales, Serendipitaceae. The record is from the annotation of a GenBank genome assembly.